AUGGAGAAAACCAACGCCAACGAAACGGCCGAACUCAUUUUUCAGGUAAAAAAUAUUUUUUUUGGAAGCUUGGUUUAGGCUUAGGUUUAGUGGACUUGAGAUUAGUGGGUAUAGACUUAGUUAGGUUAUGCUUUGUAGGUUUAGACUUGCUAUGUUAACGGUUUAGGCUUAUCAGUCUUAUGUUUAGGCUUAUUAGGCUUAGGCUUAAUAGGCUUAGGCUUAGGCUUAGUAGGCUUAGGUUUAGUAGGUUUAGGCUUAGUAGACUUAGGCUUAGUAGGCUUAGACUUAGCAGGCUUAGGCUUAGUAGGCUUAAGCUUAGUAGGCUUAGGCUUAUAUAGUAGGCUUAGGCUUAGUGGGCUUAGAAAUAGCUGGGUUAGGGGUUCAGUAGGCUUAGGUUUAGUAUGCAUUUGCUUAGGAUUAGUAUCCUUAUGCUUGGUACUAGGAGGCUUAAGAUUACUAGGCUUAUCUAAACUUAUUUUAAACUCCAAAAAAUUUUACUAAAUUUUAGGCAAUACACUACCGCAACUCGGACUUGUUAUUAGACCUAGCGCAGGCAAAUCAGUCCAUUUUGGGUCAUAUCCGAGCUUCAGACGGUCGAACUCCGCUUCACUUUGCGGCCAUUAAUGGCAUUACUGAUUGUGUCAAUGUUCUUUGUAAAUAUGGUAUGUUAAAUAACAGGAACUUUCUUUACAAACUUAUUUUUUGAAUAAAGCGCAAGAACUUUCUUUACAAAAUUUUUUUAUAGAAAAACUGCAAGAACUUUCUUUACAAAUUUUUUUUUAAACCGCAAGAACUUUCUUUACAAAACUUCAACUUUUGAAAAACCGCAAGAACUUUUUUUACAAAAACUCAAUUUUUGAAAAACCGCAAGAACUUUCUUUACAAAGCCUUAUUUUUUAGUCGAUGUAGACGCAGUGACAUCAGUUGAUGAAGACCUCAAAACGGCCUUAUUAUUAGCCGCUCAGUCUGGCCAUGUCGAUACGGUGCGAGCUUUAAUUCAAAAUGGAGCAGAUCCAUUUUACUGUGAUGCCAACGGGUAUUCAGCGUUACAAUUGGCUCAUCUCAAUAAUCAUGGAAAGGUGGCGGAGGUGCUGUUUGAAAGCAUUGGUAAGUUAUAUUAUAGUUUUUUUAUUGGGUUUAGGCUUAGAUUAUACUUCUUCUUAGGCUUAGUCUUAGGUUUAGUCUUAGGUUUAGUCUUAGGUUUAGUCUUAGGUUUAGGCUUAGGCAUAGGCUUAGGAUUGGGCUUUGUGCUUAGGCUUAACUUGAAGUUUUAGUUUAGAUUUAGAUUUCUGAUUUGACGUAUAUUUAGGCUUAUAAAUAGACUUAUGCUUAUUUUAAGUUUACGUACUUUAGGCUUACAUUUGUGUUAGGCUUAUUAUAAGCUUAUAUUACUUUAAUUUUUUAACUUUUUUAGAUAACAUUAAAAAAGAAUCAGAUCGGAUAAACAAAGAGCUUUGUAAGGCCGUAGAAGCCAAUGAAUUCGAUAGAGUAUUGGAUUUACUAUCACAAUCGACCAGUUACACCCAAAGAGACAUUUUGACGAGUGGGAAGAGCGGCGAAAAGGCUCCAUUGUACAUGUAAGUACCUAUUUUUAAAGCUGCAAAAACUUUCUUUACAAAAAUUUUGAAAGAUUUAUUACGGUAGGGCUAGGGGUAAGGUAAAGGUCGGUACUGAUAUUACUAGUACUUUUAGUAUUAGCAAGAGUAGGAGUAUGGGUAAGAGUAGUGCUGCGUACGAGUAUGAUUAGUACCAUUAGUACCGGUAAGUGUAGGGGUAGAAAUAAGGGAAGAAGUAGGGUUGGGUAGGGGUAUCACUAGUACUAUUAGUACCAGUAAGGGUAGGGGUAGGUAGGGGUAUCACUGGUAUUAUUAGUACCAGUAAGAGUAGGAGUAGGUAGGGGUAUCACUAGUACUACUAGUACUAGUAAGAGUAGGGUUAGUUAGUGGUAUUACUAGUACUGUCAUUAGCAGGAAGAGUAGGGAUAGGUAGACGUAUUACUAGUACCAAUAGUACCUGUAAGAGUAGGGAUAGGAUUAAGGGUAGGAGUGGGACUGGGUAGAGGUACUACUAGUACCAAUAGUACCUGUAAAAGGGUUAGGGGUAAGGGUGAGACUAGAAGAGAGCAAGGGUACCAAUACUACUAUUAGUACCAGUAAGAGUAGGGAUAUGAAUAAGAGUAAGGUUGGACCGAGGUACCACUGGUAUCAUUAGCAUCAGUAAGAGUAGGGCUGGUUAAGUGUACCGUUAGUACCAAUAAGGGCAGGGGUAGGGGGUAAGGGUCGGGGUGGAGUAGAUUAGUGGCAGUUUGUUUACACCUGCCAUUUCAGAGCGUGUGAAAAGGGAUUCUGUGGAAUAAUCGGAGCGCUGAUGUCAAUUGAAGGCCACACUUUAAUCGACCCACCGACCGGUAAUACCUUACUUCAUGCAGUAAUACAAUCAGGCGAUUUGGAAGCAACCAAACUUGUCCUAGAACAAUAUGCUGAUCAAAUGGAUGUGAUCAACAACUCGAAAGAACUUCCUUUUCAUUUCGCUUGCAGUCAUGGCAAUGUUGACAUUGUCAAUUUGUAAGUUUAGAAUUUAAAAAAUUUUGAAAUUUAAAAACAAAUGAAAAAUUCUUUUUAGUAAUUGUAAGCUUACGUUGAGGCUUAGGACAGGCUUGACCUUAGAUUUAGAGUUAAGUUUAGUAGGUUUAUUCUUGAGUUAAGGAUUAGUAGGCUUAGGCUGUGUAGGCUUAGUCUUAGGAGGAUUACUACUGAACAUAGGCUUAGUAGGCUUAGAAGGGUAGGCUUAGUAGUUCGUUGAGGCUUAACCUUAUUAGACUUAAGGCUUAAUGGGCUUUCGUUUUUGGUUUGGGCUUAGUAGGCUUAGGCUUCGUAGGCUUAGUAGGCGUAUGCUUAGUAGGCUUAGGUUUAGUACUCUUAGGCUUAGUAGGGUCAGGCUUAGUAGGUUUAGGCUUAGUAGGGUCAGGCUUAGUAGGCUUAGGCUUAGUAGGCUUAGGCUUAGUAGGCUUAGGCUUAGUAGGCUUAGGCUUAGUAGGCUUAGGCUUAUUAGGUUUACGCUUGGUAGGUUUGGGCUUAGUAGGUAGUGACCUGAGGCUUAGCGUUAGUUAACUUAUGCUUAAUAGGUUUAGGCUUAGUAGCCUUAGGCUUAGUUGGCAAAGGCUUUGUUUAAACGUAAGGUUAUACAAGGUUUUGACAUACUUUAGAUAUAAGACUAAUUUUUAGAAAAAUCAAAAAUUUGAUAUUUUAGAUUGCUGACAUUUGAAUACAAGCCAAAUCUGAUCAACCUUUUCGAAAAAACUGUCAACGGCUUAUCAUACGAGUUCGUCUGUGACCUAAACGCUUCUGAUUCGCAUUGUAGAACGGCGUUUCAUCUGGCCGUGGAGAAUGGCCAUGAACAAGUCGUGGAGGCAUUGGUUGAGGUAAAAAGUUUAAAAUUUUGAAAUUUUAUGUUAUUCGGUCGAUUUUUUGAAUUUUUAAAAUAGAGUUUUGAAAAAGUAGAAUUAGUUCGGGCACAAUGCUGUAAAGUAAUAUUGUUUUAGUUCAAGACACAACUGUAUCGCCAGAAUGAAUUGGGAGAAAUGGAGCCACUUCAACAUGGAUCACCCUUCCUUCUGGAUACAUAUGCUGUGAAUGGUCGAACACCACUCAUGACUGGCGUUUGUAAUCAAAAUGAAAAUAUUGUGGAGUAAGUAAAUGUAUUUCAUUUUAAACUUUGAAAUGAGGUAGGGGUAGAGAUAGGGCCGGGACUUUUGGUCGGGAAGGGGGGGGGGGGGGGCGGGGAUCGAAAAAAUCAACACAGGUAUAUUGUCCUAGAUCUGUGCUAAUUUUUAGCAAAAAAUUUUUUUGAAAAAUCCACAAGGGGGGAGGAUCACGUUUAACUUUUUUGCUAAAUGUGGGCUCGAUAGGUUCUCGCUGGAAAGGAGUAUAUGUAAAUAGGUUUUGAUAGGCUUAAUGUUUUUCGGAUUGGGUUUAGACUUAGGCUAAGGCUCAAAGUAUAGACUUUAGAUUUUAAGGAUUAAGGCCUGGGCUUAGUAGACUAAGGCUUAGUAGGCUUAGGCUUAGUAGGCUUAGGCUUAGUAGGCUUAGGCUUAGUAGGCUUAGGCUUAGUAGGCUUAGGCUUAGUAGGCUUAGGCUUAGUAGGUUUAGGCUUUUUAUGCUAAGGCUUAGGGUUGGUAGGCUUAGGCUUAAAGUUUUUACGCUUGAGAUUAUUAGGUUUAGUCGUAGGAUCAAAAAGUGUAGGCUUAUUAAGCUAAAACUUUAAGAGAAUAUUAGUUUUUAGGCUUGUAUUUAAUAGGCUUAGCAGGUUUCUAACAAUAAUAACGCUAAAGCAUUUAAAAAAUUAUGUAAUUUACGGUUUAAAAAAUCGAAAUUGCUUUUUAAAAUGGCCGUUUCUAAACAUUUUUAAAAUGAAUGAGAAAAUAAAUGUUUAUUGUUCAAGCCGGCCAGCCUUUAUUUGCUCAAAAUAUUGUAUUCGAACCUGAAAUCUGGCUGUUUUUAUUGUUUUUUAAUAACAAACUGCUCAUAAGCUCAUAUCCUUACAUUUUUACUAUCUAUUGUGUAGUAUUUCACUAAAAAUUUUAUAAUUUUUCACCACCAGUUGUGUAACAUUGAAGUAAUUGCUAAAAUUUGAUAAAUUCAAUGCCUUGAUCAAGGUGUUAUAGACUUUUUUUGAGCAGUUUAAGCCUAAUUUAUGAAAGAAACGUGUAGAAUAUUGGCUUAAAUGUGAAUGUUUAGUGUUCACAACCUUGUUCAAGGCAUAAAGUAAGCUGGGGUAAUAAUUUGGGGGUGGUUUUCUUAAAUUUUUUUGAAAAGUUUUUGGUUUUCAGGUAACAGGCUAAUCAAAAACAGACUGGAAUUUUAAUUUUUUAGGUAACUAUUUGAGAAAAAACGGCUAGGAUAUUGAUUUUUUGAUAACAAUUUGAAAAAAACGGCUAGGAUAUUGAUUUUUAAGUAAUAAAUUGAUGAAAAAAAGGCUAGAAUUUAGGUUUUUAGGUAACAAAUUUUUUGGAAAAAUGUAAUUUUGAAUUUUAGGUAAUAAACUAAUGAAAAGACGAAAAAAAAGUUUAUUUUUAGAUGACAGGUCUUUUUAAAAAACAUAAAAAAAUAUUUUUUAGGUAAUCAAUUUCAGGAAAAAUGAAAAAAAAAACGUUUUUUAGGUAACAAUCUUUUGGGAAAGUUCCAAAAUUUUGAAUUUUAGGCAAUAACUUAAUGAUAACACGCAAAAAAUAAUUUUUAGGUAACAAGUUCACAUGAGAAUGAAAAAAAUGCUAAUUUUAGCAAAAUUUUAAAUUUUUAGGUAACAAAUUUAACAAAAAAACCGUUUAAUGACAACCAUUCCAGGGUACUACUCGAAAACGGUGCGGAUGUGAACCUGCCCAUAGCCAUAACUGACAUUGAGAUCGCCAAUCUGAGAGCGGAUGAAGCUCGUUGUGUUGGUUCAGGCGCUCUAAUUGAAGCAGCUCAGUCCAAAAAUGUCGAACUGGUCAAGAGGUUGUUCUUUCAUGGUGCUGUUGAUUACGAUAAUCAGGCGUUACGGUAGGUUUUAUAAGUUUUUACUGGCCUUACCAUACAUAUUUGAUUAAUAAACCGUGUAACAGAACUUUUUGCGCCCCCUGUAUACUCCGAGGUACCCUAAAGUAUGGUAGAUUAGGGUACAGUAGGGUAUAAGGUAGGCUAGAGUAAAAACUCAAAUCAAAAAAUUUCAGCCAAGCCUCAAAACAGUCCAACUCACCUCUACUGACCGUCUUCCUCGAACAACUGACAUUCACCGACCCAGAGAAUCGAAUUCAUCUACCAAAAACCGGCUUUUCAGCCAUAGACCGACUAAAAGCCAUGGAUUUACUGCCCGUUCUUCGUCCCAACGUUCCAUGUCGUCUGGACUGGCAAAAUGCUGGCCUAGAACGACUGGGUGUGGAAUUUAUGAUGGCGGCGGCUUUAAGAUUCAACCCCCGAGUUCGAAAUUUAAAAAUGGCACUAGCCGCCAUAACUCGAAUCGACCUGGCUGAUAAUUCGUUAACCGAAUUGCCUGAGGAGUUGUUUCAGCUUAGUUCGAUUAAAAUUUUAAAUUUGGAUCAUAACAAGCUGGAAGCGAUUGUAAUGCCUCGGGCCGAGUUUUGUUGCCCAUACUUGGAGAAUCUGAGCAUUGAAGGCAAUGAACUGGAUGAUCUGCCUUCGGAGGUAAAUUCUUUUUUGGAUUUUAAAACGGGCAGGGAUGUUAGAUUUUCAAAUUUGAGUGUUUUUGAAGAAAAAAUUGUUUUUGGACGAAGUGUCACAAAAAUUAAAAAAUUAUUGAUUGCGACGAAAUGUCACAAAAAAUAUUGAUUACAAAAAAACGUUAAUUUUUACAUUUUUAAUCUCAAAAUAUUAUGAAAAGUUGUUUUUUCUGUUUAAAAAUUAAAAAAAAAGUUUUGGGCGAAGUGUCGCAAAAUUUAUUGGUUUUUUAAAAACAGCCAAUUUUUUUUUCAUAGUAUUAAAAAAUUGUGUAACAUAGUUUUUAAAAAAUUUUAGUUUUUUAAAAACAUUUUUUAUGUUGGACGAAAUGUCACAAAAGUUAUUGAUUAUGACGAAAUGUCACAAGAAGUAUUGAUUUUUUUAAAAAUUUUAAUUUUAUUUUUAGCGAUAUUAAAAUGGAUGGUUUUUGAAAAAAAAAAUGAAUUUUGACGAAACGUCACAAAAAUUAUGGAUUAUGACGAAAUGUCAACUUUGAUCUUUUUUAUUCAAAUUUACAGCUCUUCUUGUCAAAACACUUUCCGUCCCUAAAAUCCGCUAAUUUUUGCAAAAACAAACUUCGACGUCUGCCAGGCUCGAUUUGGAAACAUCCAACCCUAAGCGAUCUCAACUUGUCAGACAAUUUCAUUUGUGAUCUCUCAACACCAUCACCCGAACGUUCGCGCCGUGAACCACGACAACGUGGCUCCAGAAACCCUUAUGUGGCCGCUUAUCACUCGAGUCGGGCUAUGGUGGAGAGGAAACGAGAAUCUGAAGCUGAAAAGAAGAGGUUGGAGAGGACGAAGACGGCCGAAGUCGAGAGAAAAGUUGGUGUUAAUGUGCAGAAGAACGAUGUGAUACGGUGAGCCUAAGUUAAUAUACUUACCUUACUCUACCCUACCCUACCCUGCCUUACUUUACUCUACCCUACCCUACCCUACCGUAGACUACCCUACUCUACCCUACCGUACCCUACCGUAUCCUACCCUACUUUACCCUACCUUAUCCUACUCUACCUUACCCAACUCCACCGUAGACUACCCUACCCUGCCUUAUCCUACCCUACCGUACCCUACCGUAUCCUACCCUACCCUACCUUAUCAUACUCUACCUUAUCCUACCCUACCUUACCGUAAACUACCCUACCCUACACUACUCUACCCUACCGUAUCCUACCCUACCCUACCUUAUCCUACUCUACCUUACCCAACUCCACCGUAGACUACCCUACUCUACCCUACCGUAGACUACCCUACCCUACCCUAUCCUUACCGUAUUCUACUUUACUGUACCCUAUCCUUGACGUGUCUUACUCUUGCCGUGCUCUACCCUGAACCUGAUUUACCCUUGCCAUAUCCUACCCUUGCCGUGGGAGCGAAAGGGUUUAAUCCACAGUACAUCCUCUACUUUAUUUAACUUUAAUUUACCCUCCUCUACUAUACCCUACUCUGUGUUACUCCCUAGCCCACUACCAUAUCUUAUCAGCCGGCUCGUCCCCCCCGUCCUUCCCCCUCCCCCCUCCCCGUCCUUCCCCCCCUCCCCCCACCUUAUUCUACCGUAACCUCUGCCUUAUUUUCAGCUCAAAUAUCUGGCAGACGGAGCUCAACAUGGCAGUAGUAGAAGACGACGAAACAGUCAAAGACAUUGACCAGUCGAAUUCCACAAAUUCACUUAAAAAUUUGAAUUUGGCGGGCAAUAAACUCCGCUCCGUGCCAGAAUGUCUGGCCUGCUUUUGUCCAAGACUGACCAAGUUGGAUCUGAGUCGGAACGAUUUAAGCACGCUGAAAUCAGUGGAAUGUUUCCCAGCCACACUCAAGAACCUGAACUUGGCCUACAACAAGUUGGCCAUUAUGUUUCGAAGGGCUGAGGGGGCGGAUCUGAAUUGUUUCGUUCAAAUGAUACUGCCUGAGGAGACGGUACAGCCAGUACAGAGUGUCUCUGUUAGUCGACAUUCUAGUAGGUUUUUUGGAAGGAUAGGGGGGGGGGAGUUCAAAAAGGGGUAGAGGUAGGGGGGAUUUCAAAAAAGGGGUAGAGGUGAGGAUAGGGGGGGGGGAUUCAAAACGUACGAGAGAAGUGAGAGGGGAAGAUUACACGUUACUUUUUCAAAGGCGGGGUAGAUAGUUGAGGGAGGGGUAUAUGGAUGGGAGUAGUUUAGGAAAGGGUUUACUGUAAGAGAAGUGUUAGAGUAGGCUAUGAUAGGGUUAAUAUAGAGAAAGCUGGAGCGGAGGGGGGCCUGACUAUAACAAGGGGUAGGACUUACCUUAGGCUCGGAGAAGGGAAUAAGGUAGGGUAAAGGGUAGGGGUAAAUAGGAGGUCAAAGGGUUGUGGCAUAUUGUACGGUAAGAUAACAGUAAUAAGUACACUAGGGUAAAUUAGGGGUGGAGGUAGAGGCAUGGGUGAGUGUAGGGUACAGUAGGGCAGGGCUGACCUGGGCAGGGAGGGGAAGUGUAGAAGAGGGUAGGGAAGGGUGGGAUAGAGUAGGAUAGGGUAGGGUAGGGUAGGGUGGGAUAGAGUAGGAUAGGGUAGGGUAGGGUAGAGUAGGUUUAAGUCAGAGUAAAAACUGCAAAACUAAUCGACCGCAAGUCGACCAGAACCUUGUUAAAGGGUUUUUAUGUACAUUUCUAUCGGCAUGCGCCGUCUCUGUCCGUGAAUACUACGGAAUACCUGUUGAAAGGCGUGGUCGAGUCGUGUAUAACGACGAAACAUGGGUCCUUGGGUCCGAAUGUCGAACCCACCCGGGCCAAUGCCGUGUCUACGGCUUACUCCCCCUGCGCUAUGCAGGGGACAAAGGCCAAGGUCUUAACUGGGAUGAUGUGGUUCGCGAGCGCAAUGCAAGCGUAUCUAUUAGAAAGGGAACAUGUGUUUUUAUAUUAGGUGCCGACAUAAAGAACCCGCCAUUUUUUAUAGGAAAUUACAUGAAAGGUAUGGCGGGUUCUUUAUGUCGGCACCUAAUAUUAGGUUGUUCACUUAUUUCUGCGCCCUCUCUCAAAGCAAGUUUGUGGGGUAAGGGGGCGCAGAAUUUGUGAACAACCUAAUAUUAGCGAUCCAGUAGUACAGAGGGUACGGUACAAUUUUUUAAUCGUAGUCUUUCAGGAAGCCGAUCAAAAUCAGUAGCCAGAAACCAACAGCGAUCGUUGAGCAUAAUCAGAGCUAACAAAGAAACCGAAAACACUAACCUAUGUUCACAUAAGACUCACUGUCGAUUGGAGAAUCUAAAAACUCUGAAUUUGUCACAUAACAAACUGUCAGCUCUGGACUUAUUCAUCCCAUUCGAAGCCAGGAAUGAAGGAUUGGACACGGUUAACUGGAGGGACAGCAAUGAUCAGGUAGCUAUAGCAGUUGGGAGGGUAGGGUAAAAAACGAUCGCUAGUCAGGUACCUACAGCAGUUGGGAGCGUAGGGUAAAAAAUAAAAAAAUUUUGAUUGGGCAGGGUAAAAAAUGUAAAAUUUUUGGGCGGGCAGCGAAAAAAAUAUUUUUUUUGUUGUGCGAGGUAAAAAAUGUAAAACUUCUAACUGGGCUGGGUAAAAAAAUGGAAAAAUUUUGGACGGACAGGGUAAAAAUGAAAAAAUUUUGGUUGGGCGGGAUAAAAAAUGCAAAAUUUUUUGCUCCGGUAGUCUAAAACAAUGUGAAGUUUUGGUCGGGUAGAGUAAAAAAUGUAAAAUACUAUUUUGAAGUUGUCAUUUCUUCAAAAAUUUCAAAAACGGCCGAAAUUUUAAUUUUUGUAUUGAUCAAGGCUUGACCGGUUUUUUCAAAGUUAGGAAGCGAUAUGAAGUUAUUGUAUAAUUGAAAUAUUGACAAAAUCUGUGCGAUGUUACCUAAUCUAAUGGUAUAAUAAGAUGGCCUAAGAGAAAUUGCAAGAAAUGGUGUUGCGCAACGUUGUCUUACGUAAUAUUGAUGGGUUAUAUAACACUUGCCUCGAAUUUUUAGGAGAUUCAACUAGAAUAGCAUAACAUAAUGUUUUUAUUUAAGUUAAUAUAAUUAUAACAUUUUUAAUUAUUAAAAAAAUUUUAUUUUUCAGUUUCGCCCAUACCUCAUCUUUCCCUCCCUAACAAACCUGGAUUUGUCAUCAAACGAGCUCAAGUCGAUCCCACCAACAAUAUCACUUCUAUCUCAAUUGGCAGUGUUAAACUUGUCUCAAAACAAGACGUUGGAAAAGUUACCGGUCGAAUUGGGUUUACUGGACAAGUUAUGGGGUGUACAACUGAAUGGCUGUGCUCUAAAAGACCCAUUAAAGGGCAUUGUUGGAAAUGGCAACUUCAAAACCAUGGAUUUGAUUUCGUUCUUGAGGCAUGAGCUGGAUAAGUAAGAUUGGGAUUUAUUAUGUUGUGUUUGACGAGAUGCCACAAAAGUUAUUGAUUUUUUAAGUUGAAAGUUUUGAUUUUUUGUUACUUGUAGCGUAAUCAUCAUGGAUUUUCAGUAUUGAAGGCAGUUUUAUCGAAAAAUUUAUUUUUGACGAAAUGUCACAAAAAUCAUUGAUUGUGACGAAAUGUCAAUUUUUACAAAAUUGACUCAAAAUGUUAUAAAAACUAUUUUUAUUUGUUUUUAAUUGAAGACAAAGUUGAUAUAAGUUAAAAUUAUGACUUAUAACGUAAUGCCACAAAAAUUAUUGAUUGUGACGAAGUGUCAAUUUUUAAAUUGUUAACUCAAAAUGUUAUAAAAAGUGUUAUCUUCUGUGUUUUUAUUUGAAGACAAAGUUGAUAUAAGCAAAAAUUAUGGAUUAUAACGAAAUAUCACAAAAAUUAUUGAUUGAGACGAAAUGUCAAUUUUUUUCAAUUUUAGCUCAAAACCGCAUCGAAAGCUAAAAUUGAUGUUACUAGGCCGAUCUGAAGUUGGUAAAUCAACACUAUUAGCUCAAAUGCGAACUGAAGGUCAUGUGGCUAAAAUAUCGCUGAAUUCGGAAAGUUGGGCCGCUAGAAUGGGCCACGCUCCUUCGAAGUCAUUCAGUCGAACAUCGAUGAAGGAUCAACGUAGAGCGCCGCUAGAUAUUGCUGAAUGGAUGUACGAACCGCCUAAAAGUAAUUUUUUUGAACUUUUUGAAAAAUGGCAAGAACUUUCUUUCCAAAACUUGAUUUUUAAAAAUUUUAUGCUUUAUAGAAGAAAUUUUCUUUACAAAAUUAAAAAAUUUUUUUUUGAAAAAUGGCAAGAACUUUCUUUACAAAACUUGAUUUUUUUAAAUUUUUUGAAAAAUUGCAUUUUAGGUUCAAAAACCCUAAAAUCCAAUGGUCCAGUGACAUUUCGUACAUGGGAUUUUGAGAAGCUCCAAAAGAGUCCCAACAAGUGCCACAAGCCUUCCUCUCGCGCCGGUCAAUAAUCCUGGUCGUAUGGAAACUAACCGACGGAGAGAUCGCAAUCAACGAGAUUCACGACUGGUUACUGUCAAUUCAUUCCCGAGCCCCGAAUGCUACAGUAGUCAUCGUGGGUACGCAUUUGGAUGCGGUUCAUGAGAAUAUCCAACGGUUUCCGGAUGAUUAUCUACAGAACUUUGAGAGAACGCUACAGCAAAGAUUCGUAAAUGUGCCGGAUGCUGAUAAGAAAGGCCUGCCGAGGGUGGUGGCAUCAGUAUUUGUGAGUACGAAGAGCCGAAGUAAUGUACAACAACUUUGCGACUUGAUUUACUGUGCUUCUCAACAGGUAUGGUACACUUGUAUUUAAUUGUCAUUAUGCGUUACCCAGUUCUUUGAAUUACAGUAUGUCAUAACCUUAUCAUACAGUAUGUCUUACCCUGGCCUUAAAGUAUGCCUUAUCCUUGCCUUACAGUAUGUCUUACCAUUGCAUUACAGUAUGAAUUACCCUUACUCAAUAGUAUACUUUACCUUUGUUUUACAGUAUAUCUCACUUUGGUUUUACAGUAUGUCUUACCUUUGUCUUACGGUACUUUACGCUUGCUUUACAGUAUUUCUUAUCCUGGUAUUACAGUAUGUCGCACUCUUGCCUUAAAGCAUACUUUACUUUUGCCAUACAGUAUGUUUUACCCUUGCCAUACAGUAUGUUUUAUCCUUGCCUUACAAUAUUCCUCCUCUUUUUCUAGUAAGUACGCUGUACCUUGUGUUCUACAUCUUCCUCUACAUUAAUAUAUAUUGUUACCUUUAUUCUAUUUUAGAUAAAAGCCCUAGGUCGUCGCCAGAAGUUGUUGGAUGAAAAAGUACCAUCUUCGUUCCUAUACCUCGAAAAACUGGUAGUAUCAAUGACCGACGAGUACAGAGGCCGAGGUGACGAACCAAUCCUCAAGUUGGAUGCUCUUUGGAAUCGAAUAUCAGAGGAAUAUCACAAUAGCAAGAUAUCUGGAAGUCAAUCCACAGCUUCGUUGGUAUCCAUCAGUGGACAUGGCAAUGAUAAGCAACGUAAGUUCAUUUGAAAAGCUAGGGUGGUACGGUAGAUCUAGAAGGCUAUAGCGGUACGAUUGAUAAGGUAAAAGUUGGGGGGGGGGUAGGGGGUUGGGUAAUAUAGGACAGGGUAUGGUAGGGAGGGGUACGUUUAUUUCAUAAGGAUAGGGUAGUACGGCAGAUAAAAAAGGGUAUUACGGUAGGUAAGGAAAAAGUUGGGGUAGGGCAGAAGAAACACUUGGUAGGAUACCGUAGGGCCGGGUGGGCAAUGGUAGAAUAAUGUAAAGUGGUGUAACUUAGUGUAGGAUAGGGUAGAAUACUGUAUUGGAGGAUAUCUUAAAGUACUGUAAGUUUGUGCAGGAUAAGACACUGUAGCGCGGGGUACGUUAGGGCAAGGUAAGAUACUGUAGAACAGGGUAGGGUAAGAUAGGGCAGGGCAGGGCAGGGCAGGGCAGGGCAGGGCAGGGCAGGGCAGGGCAGGGCAGGGUAGGGUAGGGUAGGAUAGGGUAGGAUAGCGUAAGGUAGGAUAGUGUAGGGUAGGGCUUCAAUACUGUACGACAGAGUAAAAAACUGCAAAACUAAUCGACCGUAAGUCAACCAGAACCUUGUGGGGCGGUUUUUAUGUACAUUAUUUCCGGUGGGCUAUGCCGUUUUUGUCCGUUAAUGCCUGUUGAAAGGCGUGGUCGAGUCGUGUAUAACGACGAAACAUGGGUCUUUGGGUCCGAAUAUCGAACCCACCCGGGCCGAUGCCGUGUCUACGGCUUACUCCCCCUGCGCUACGCAGGGGUAAAAGGCCAAGGUCUUAACUGGGGUGAUGUGGUUUGCGAUCGCAAUGAAAGCGUAUCUAUUAGCAAGAAAGCGUAUCUUAUUAGCGAUCGAAAAAAGGAAGGAAGAAAUUAGCAUAUGGCUUGGACAAUCGAGUCGGAAGGUUAAGAAAGAAAGGCGAUUUUUAAAGAAAGAGAAUAAGCUAACAAUAUUAUAUAAGCAAAAAAAAAUCUUUUUUGGGGUAUCACAGACCAGAGCCUGGCAGGGACUUUUGGUCUGGGGGCGGGGGUAGAAACAAUUGGCACAGGUAGCUAGCUAUCUGUGCCGAUUUUUUCCAUAAAAUUUUUUUUUCCAAAAAAUCCACAGGGGGGACCAAGUUCAUUUUUUUCAAAUUUUUUUUGGGGGGAGGGGGUGGGGGUGAGGAGGGGGGAGGUUCAGGUUUGAUUUUUUGAGGUAUACUGUGGCUAAAAUUAAGGCUAAAGCUUGAAAACUGGAGAAUGGCUAAGGGUUGGCAUAAGGCUAGGACUAUGCAGUGUUUUGCAGGUCCAAACGGACGGAAACAAAAUUUUUUGCGCGCCGGACCUAAAAAUUUAAAAUUUGAGCCGGGCCGGACCCGAAACUCGCCGGACCGGAUCGGUGAAAAACGCUUCGACCAGUCCGGGCAAAACGCUGGGGUUGUGGCUGAGGCUAGAGCUGGAGCUGGAAAUAGGGACACGGCUAAAAUUUAAAUCAAAAAAUGGCAAAAACUUUCUUUACAAAACAGAAAAUGGCAAGAACUUUUUUUACAAAGCUGAAAAUGGCAAGAACUUCCUUUACAAAGCAGAAAAUGGCAAGAACUUUUAUUACAAAACAUAAAAUGGCAUUUUUUAAUAAAAAAAUUUUUUUUAUAAAAUUUUGAAAUUAAAAUUUUUAAAACUUUUCAGCGAUAACCCGCCGCCUAUUCCGAGACAAGACCGAGUUCCGUCAAGCCAUUCAAUUCCUGCAUGAAAAUGGCGUUAUCAUCUCGUUCGAUGACAUUCAACUUCGUGACUAUGUUUUCAUCGACCCUCCCUGGCUCUACACCGUUCUCCGAAUGGCAUUUGUCAUACCCAACCACAAAUCGACUGCCAGUACGUUAUCGACCACGACCAAUUCGAAUGUCAUUUUAUCGACCAGUGAGCUGUUUCAUCAACUCAAAGCUAACUUGGCUGAGCGAAAAAUCAAAUUUUCAAUGAAAAAUGGCCAUCUUCGUCAAUGUCUACUGCCACUUUUGGCUAGAUUUGAGUUGGCAUUACUGUAUUCACCACGCCAGUUACUAAUAUCACCUUUGUUACCCGAUGAAUACCUGUUAAGGGCCGAUUAUCCUGGGGCGAAAGUGAAAAUUCGCGCGAAAAUCGACAAGUUCCAGCUGAAAUCGACUGUCCUGACCAGUAUGAUGAACUCGGCUAUAGACUUUUUGACCCCAAAAAACUCGGCAAGGCUUGUACAUGGUCGACUGACACGCCAAUUGGGUUAUAAAGCACCAUCAACGCCACGAAUGGCUUCAUCAACGGCGUCCGUCGAUGAAAAAGUUGAAGAUUUAGGCAACGAUUUCAAGGUGGAGGCCAAACAAACGGUAAGAACUUUGUUUACAGCGAAUGAAGUGAUGAAAAAUUUCUUGAUAAGGGUUGAAACGGCAAGAACUUCGUUUACAAAACAAAAAAUGGCCUUUAGUGAUCAAAACAGAUGUCCAUCGUAUAACUUGUCACUCGCAGGCUGCAGAACACUAAAUUUUAGUUUCAGUAUUUGGAAACGGCAAGAACUUUCUUUACAAAACAAAAAAUGGCAAGAACUUUCUUUACAAAGCAAAAAGUGGCAAGAACUUUGUUUAAAAAAGAAAAAAUGGCAAGAACUUUCUUUACAAAACAAAAAUGGCAAGAAAUUUUUUUAGAAAUUAAAAAAUAGCAAUAACUUUCUUUACAAAAAAAUGGCAAGGACUUUCUUUACAAGACACAAAAUGGCAAGAACUUUGUUUACAAAUCAAAAAAUGGCAACGACUUUUUUUCCAGGACCUCUACCGCCGCCUCUUCCAAAUGCAGUACGUUCCCCCGGGCUUCUGGCCACGCCUAACGACAAGACUACUAAAUGAUGACAAACUAUGUCAAAUCAUAAGUAACCUCUUCAUCGUGAACGAAGACUCGGUGCUGAUGAACGACUGCGCCCUCUACAGCGAGAUCUUCGAGGCUUUGAAUUCGGAAAAGUCGGAUUUAAAAGGCGGAUUCGAGUUUUUGCUAUGGCAAACGGGGGUGGAGACACUCUUCUUCAACUACUUCUUAAUGUCCGUCAAACAGUUCCUACCAUUGGCCAAUGUUAGAGAUACGAAUUACUCUGUAAGUGAACUGAAGGUGAGAGGUGAAGAUGGUGUUUGGAGGAAGAUAAGCUUGGAAAGCGACUUCAUCGUGGAACUACUGGUACCGUUGUAUAAGGUAAGGGCUACAAAAUGCUUUGUAAAGAAAGUUUUGUCAGUGUGAGACCUAAUCUUUCAGGUUGACAUUACCUACAAAGGAGUAGACUACACAAUAACGACCUGCCCAAAGCAAGCUACCAAGUUCCUAGCUUCUGUAGUCGGUAUCAUCGACGACCUUCUGGAGGACUGGUUCCCUUCAUUAGGAACAAGAUUUGUCCAUUCUUCGGAUGGUCAAUUACUGGUCGACCGAUUGAUUCCGUGCUCAAAAUGUGCUAGUGCUCAAGAGAGAGCAGAGAAACAGUGGAGACGGUAGGGGGUUUGAAAUUUCAAAAAAUUUAAAAAAUGGCAAGAACUUUCUUUACAAACAAGAAAUGGCAAGAAUUUUCUUUAAAAAAUAAAAAAUGGCAAGCACUUUCUUUACAAAAUACAAAAUAGCAAGAACUUUCGUUAAAAAAGAAAAAAUGGCAAGAACUUUCCUUACAAAACAAAAAAUGGCAAAACUUUCUUUACACCCUCGAAAUCGUCAAAAAAUACCUAAAAUUAAAAAAAAAUUUUUUUUUCCAAAAUCGAAAUCUUAAUUUUUCUUUACAAACAAGAAAUGGCAAGAAUUUUCUUUAAAAAAUAAAAAAUGGCAAGCACUUUCUUUACAAAAUACAAAAUAGCAAGCACUUUCUUUACAAAAUACAAAAUAGCAAGAACUUUCUUUACAGAACAAAAAAUGGCAAUAACUUUCUUUACAAACUACAAAAUAGCAAUAACUUUCUUUACACCCUCGAAAUCGUCAAAAAAUACCUAAAAUUAAAAAAAAAUUUUUUUUUCCAAAAUCGAAAUCUUAAUUUUUUUCAAAUUUCAGUGACCGCAAGACCUCAGAUCCAGAAGAAAAGACCCCAAUCCAUCUAUUCUCGGUCGAAGAAUGCAUUCUGGCCAUUUACGACGAAAAGAACGCUCAAUAUGGCCUGCCGAAGAACCUUCGACCAGCCGAACCGACCAAAAUCGAAUGUCCAAUCCACGGCAAAUGCGAGUUAGAAGCCUUGGCUCCAGAUGUCUGCUUCGAAGACCUGAAUCCGGACUUUGCAAUCGAUGUUACGGCUAUCAAGAGAGGCAAACUUCUCGGCCAAGGCGCUUUCGGAUCGGUUUAUAGCGGAUUCUUCAAAAUGAACAAUGUAAGGUUGAAAAUGUUUUUGAUUUUUCUUGGUCGAAAAGUUUGUGGAAAACUCAAUUUUUUUUAUUUUUUGGUCGAAACGUUUAUAGAAAACUUAUCUUUUAUCAUUUGUCUUACUAAUCUUGCAAAGGUUUUGUAAUUUAGAGAUUUUCGGACAUUAACCUAGACAUCAGUAUGAUGUCAAUGUUAAUAUCGCCAACUUUAUGAUUUUAAGCUAUUUUAUGAUCGAUCUUGGGCUUAAAAGUAAGAUAAUAGUCUUGUCUUCAAAGCAAGUUUGGUUUUGGACUAAUAAUUAGACGUUUUACUAACGAUUUCGUGAGAUUUAUAUUACACUUGGGUUCAACUUCAAGUCAAGGUUAAUAACUUGGUCUUUUGAAUAAUUUUAUGUCUUAUCUUCGAUUUGAAAGUUAUAUAAACGUGUUAUAUUUCUAUUUUUGUUCUAUCAAUUUUGUUACUUUGUCUUACCUUUUUCUUGAGAUUUAUAUUACACUUGGUACCUACUUGAAGUCAAGGUUAAUAUCUUUGUGUUUUGGACACCUUAUUAGUCGCUUUUUGAUUUAAAAGUUAGAUAAAAGUCUUGUCUUUACUAUGGUUUUUAUUAUAAAUGGUAAACUUGAUGUCUUCCUAUCGAUUCUUUGAAAUUUAUAUUACACUUGCCAUCUAGUGAAGUCAAGGUUAAUAUAUCUGUGGCUUUGAUAGUGUCAUGGCGGAUUUUGUACUCUAAAGCAAGUUAAAAGCCUUGUAUCUAUUAUUUUUUAUAUUAGAAAUUGUUAACUACGUUUUCGUAUCUGUUUUUUGAGAUUUAUAUUACACAUGACACCUAGUUAACUCAAGGUUAAUAUCGAAGUUUUGGCUGUUCGAAACAAGUUACUAUGUGCUUAACAGUAGGUUUAUAGUAGUGCUAAAGACCAUACAUUGCUUUUGGAUCAUUAUUUCUAGGUUUUUCUACCUAAUUUUCAAGUUGUAAUGUCGGACCCUUAAUAUAUUACACUUGCCUGUUUUUCUUGUUAAAAUUACUAAAAAAUGCUUUCAGAGUGAAGUCUAUGACGAAGUAGCCUUAAAAAUCCUCGAACCAAUAUCAGAUGAUCCUCAACAACGAAUCCGAGUGCCAUCCAAUCAAGCAGAUCGCCUCGAAUCCGUGGCCAAAUUUUAUUAUGUAGCACGACAAGAACUGAACAUGCUCUGUGACCUCCAGCACCCCCAUAUCACCGUUUUGGUCGGCUUUUCCCGACCCCCUAUCACACUGUUAAUGGAGCUAGCACCACAUGGAGCGCUGGACCAGAUGUUGGCUAAGUACAGGAAGAGUGACACGAGAUUGGCACCGGAAACGCUUCAGGCAACGUGUGGCCAACUCGCCAAAGCUUUGGAGUUCCUACACUCGAAUCAUAUCAUCUACAGGGAUCUAAAAGCGGAAAAUGUACUCGUCUGGAGAUUUCCAUUGCCCAGACAAAGGAUUGUCAAUUAUAAUAGUGCUGGUGGGGGUGGAUUACCAGGUAAAAUACGCUUUUUUGAACAUCUUCAUAACAAAACUCGGUUUUUUGACAAUUUUUAGGUAAUAAUGUAAAAAAAAUAAUGCCAAAAAUAAAAAAAACACUUUUUAUCGUGAAUGUUAUAUGGAAAUGACAUUUUUGAGGUUUUUGAGUAGUUUCUCCGCACUAACCCUGAAAUUCAGGGUUUUCGUGGUGGGACCGAAAAGUUGAGUUAAAAUACGUUUCCUUUUUAUCCAAAGUAGAAAACCGAUUCUGAAAUGGUGUAAUACGAUUUUAAACAUUAUUAGGUUUUGGUUAUGGGCUUAAACCUACUAAAAACAAUUUUAGGCUUAAAAUGCUGCCUUUUUAUUUUUAGGCUUAAAAUUACGUUUAAGAUAUAGAAUUGGAUUUUAAACUUUAUUAGGCUUAAGAUAUAGGCUCGUAGGUGUCAAAAAACUAUUUUGGGCUUCAAACAUAGAUUUUUUAUUUUUAGGCUUACGAAAUAGAUUUGCGAAUUUUUAGGCUUAAAUUAUGAGUUCAAAUACUAUAAUAGCUAUUUUAGGCUUAAGAUUGUUGUAUUUGUUGAAUUCUAGUCUUUAUUUUUUUAAACUGACAAUUUUUUUAGGUCCUGUUGCGAAAACCCUGAAUUUCAGUAUUUUCGGCUAAAAAUUGCAAAAAUGACAGAAAACUGCCAUUUUAUGUUUUUAAAAAUGAUUUUAUAUUUAAAAACUUAAUUUUUUUAAAUUUUUAGGUCAAUUCGGUAAUACAGUAAGCACCUACGGCUCAAUGAUGAUGAACAGUAACGUGCACGUAAAACUCGGCGAUUACGGUAUCAGUCGCUUCAGCUACCCACUGGACGUCUGCAAAGGCUACGGCGGAACCGAAGGCUUCAUGGCGCCGGAGAUCCUGAAGUUCAACGGUGAGUUCGAGUACACGGAGAAGGUGGACUGCUACUCGUACGGUAUGUUCGUAUACGAACUCAUCACCCUACACCACCCGUACGAUGGGCACGAGCAAAUGAAGGACUGCAUCUUCGAAGGGCAACGUCCCAUGGUCAACGAGAAGGACAUACUGUGCCCGAGCAACGUGCUCGACCUGAUGGUGGCGUGCUGGGCGGAUUCGGCUUCGACACGACCCUCGGCUUCAGACCUGGUCACGAUAACUUCGGCUCCAGAAUUCGCUCAUCUGGCCGAUGUGGCUGUGCUUCAGAAUGACGAGAUUACGAAUCUGUGUACCAUGGUUAAUAUCGACGAUACCGCGCAGUUGUGGCUAGCCAAACAGAAUGGCGAUUGUACUGUAAUGUCACUGAAUCAGUUUGGAUGGAUCGAGAACGAGAAUAUCAGUGAGAUCAGGUCGAAACAGGUCACGGCGAUGGCUGAAGUCGCCAAUAUGGUGUGGAUUGGGAAUGCUGUGGGAGAGAUUACUGUUUAUUGGUGGGUUUUAAGUUACAUAAUUUGUGCGAUGUUACCUAAUUUAAUGAUAUAAUAAGAUAGCCUAAGAGAAAUUGUCAGGAAUCGUGUUGCGCAACGUUUUAUUAUGUAAUAUUGAUGAUUUAUAUAACACUUGCCUCGGUGUAAAACGACCCAACAAAUUACUGCGAGUGUUGGGAUUUGGCUCUGAAUUACUCCGAGGGGUUAUAUAAGGAAUGGUAGCAAAAAUUAAUUUUUUAGAUCAAAAGAUUUUUUAGAUAAAAUGUACUAAGGCUUAUGUUUGCGACAUUUAAUUGGCUUUUAAACCUUAUUAGGCUUAAGAUAUAAGCUUGAAGAUAUCAAAAAAAAUUUUUGUCUUAAAAAUAGGGUUUUUUUAUUUUUAGGCUUACAAAAUAGGCUUAUGGAUUUUAAUAAGCUUAAGUUAUGACUUUCUUAAUUAUAAGUUUAAGCCUUUCAUGUCUAAGCUUACUAAUACUAAGCCUACUAAGCCUAAGCCUACUAAGCCUAAGCCUACUGAGCCUAAGCCUACUAAGCCUAAGCGUACUAAACAUAAGCUUACUAAGCCUAAGCUUACUAAGCCUAAGCCUACUAAACAUAAGCCAACUAAGUCUAAGCCUAACUUUACUAAGCCUUAACCUACUAAGCCUAACCUACUAAGCCUAACUUUACUAAGUCUUAACCUACUAAGCCUGCUAAGCCUAAGCAUUCUACGCUUUUGCCAAGACAGGAUAAGGUAGUGAAGGGCAGGGUAGGGUAAACCAACUUAUAGUAGAGCAACGUAUUUUCAAAAUAGACCCAUGUAAACAAAGUUACGACCAACUAAAAGUCAUUAUAAUAUAAAUUUCAGCCCCUCCACCUACUUAGAACAAGCUUCCUUCCAAAUCACCUCUAUCGACCCUCAGUUUGCCAAACUUAACACAGCCAAAACAAUUCGUUCCAUCAAAUUCUACUCCAACUCUAAUACCGUACUCAUCGCGCUACCACAGUACGUCCUACUAUGCUCGACUCAAAAUGGCACUCUACCUCAACAUUGUGUUACCAUAGCGUCGGAUGAGAUGGUACACUCGGCGAUACUACUGGAGAAUGGUUCAGAUUUUCAAAUUUGGACUGGUCAUGAUGACGCUCGAAUUGUGACACAUUAUGUCGUGAAAGCGACAUCCAAGUUGUUGUACUCGGCUUCAGUACAUCAUCCGAAUGCUAAUGGUGAAGGUACACCAACUGCGCCCAGAGUCAAAUUUUUGGUACCAAGUCAGCGGUAUGGUACUGUCAGUACUGGUGGUGCAGCUGGAAAUAGUGGUUAUGUUAUUUUUGGGUCAAAUCCAAUUUUUGGUACUAGUACCAACUUCGGUACAAGUGGUGCACAUGGUACUGCUGGUACUCAUGGUAGUGGAAAUACUAAUGAUAGUAGCAGUUCUCAUGGUUCUAGGAAGAUUUUUGGCUCAAAUUUAAUUUUUGGUACUAGUGGUGCACAUGGUGCUACUGGUAGUGGAUCUACCCAUGACGCUGGUAAUUCAAGUAGUACUGGUACGCCAAAUGCUUCUGGGGCCACAACUUCAGCUAACACUAGUUACUCAGCCAGUACUAAUGGUACCAUGGUCUUCACCACCCUAGAAAACGAUGGUCGCGUCUUUCAAUGGCAGAAUGGUACCGUGAAGAAAACGCUGGACUGUACCAGAAUCCUACCAGUCAGCGAGUCGUUGUCAUCAAUGUUCGAAAGUGAUGACAUCUCGACCAAAAAGUGCAAAGUCACAGCGAUCGAACUAAAAAGCGGUACCAACAUGGAGCACCUACUGGUUGGUACCCAAAAUGGUGUACUAAUUGUGAUGGAAGCGGAGAGUUUGGCACCAUUGACCAGCUUCCGGACCUUUGAAUGGGCUGUCGAGACGAUUUUGGCACCAAUAACGGCGUGGUACCCGAGGGAAGAGGUCCAGAAACAUGAUGAACAACACUUCUUUGUUACCAUCGGGAAGAAGUACAGGUGGGUUAGGCUUAUUAGUACUUUUAGGCUUAUGGAAAAAAGUUUUAGUUUUGUAGGCGUAGCUUGAAUAGGCUUGGGUCUUGGAUGAAUAGGGUUAGAAUUAGUAGAACUAGACUUAAUAAGUUUAGGCUUAGCCUUUGUAGGCUCUAUCUUGGUAGGCUUAGACUUUAGGUUAGCAGAUUUGGAGUUAGUAGGACUAGGCAUAGUGUGUUUAGGUUGAGUUUAGGCUUAUGAUUCUGUGCCAUAACAGGGUUGAGUAUAUUAGAUUUAGGCAUGGGCCUGAUAGGAGUCAACCUAGGCUUAGUAGGCUUAGGCUUAGUAAGCUUAGGCUUAGUAGGCUUAGGCUUAGUAGGCUUAGGCUUAGUAGGCUUAGGCUUAGUAGGCUUAGGCUUAGUAGGCUUAGGCUUAGGCUUAGUAGGCUUAGGCUUAGUAGGCUUAGGCUUAGUAGGCUUAGGCUUAGUAGGCUUAGGCUUAGUAGGCUUAGGCUUAGUAGGCUUAGGCUUAGUAGGCUUAGGCUUAGUAGGCUUAGGCUUAGUAGGCUUAGGCUUAGUAGGCUUAGGCUUAGUAGGCUUAGGCUUAGACUUAGUAGGCUUAGACUUAGUAGGCUUAGGCUUAGUAAGCUUGGGCUUCGUAGGCUUAGGCUUAGUAGGCUUAGGCUUAGUAGACAAGUGUGAAUAGUUUAAAAUUUGAUUUUUUAGAAAUUUGGUGAAGCGUCUAGCCCCAAAUGUCACAGAAACAGUAAUGGAAUUGGCAGAAAGGGACGAACAAGAUGAGAAUGUUAACUUUGCUAUAGUUUGGCAGGGUGACAGUUGGACCUAA
This is a messenger RNA of Bursaphelenchus okinawaensis, 22580 nucleotides long. The record is from the annotation of a GenBank genome assembly. Lineage: Eukaryota; Metazoa; Nematoda; Chromadorea; Rhabditida; Aphelenchoididae.